Molecule: messenger RNA, 2247 nt
Organism: Athene cunicularia (burrowing owl)
Lineage: Eukaryota; Metazoa; Chordata; Aves; Strigiformes; Strigidae
Gene: KIN
Product: Kin17 DNA and RNA binding protein
Exons: 13
Coding region: 48-1220 (390 amino acids)
Biological process (GO): DNA damage response; DNA replication
Cellular component (GO): nucleus
Molecular function (GO): double-stranded DNA binding
Source: RefSeq, a predicted model, not a curated record
UUCCGGCGGGGCCGGGACGGGGGUGGCCGAGGGUCGGCGUCGCCGCCAUGGGCAAGUCGGAUUUCCUCAGCCCUAAGGCCAUCGCCAACCGUAUCAAAUCCAAAGGGCUGCAGAAGCUGCGCUGGUACUGUCAGAUGUGCCAGAAGCAGUGCCGCGAUGAGAAUGGCUUCAAAUGUCAUUGUAUGUCUGAGUCCCACCAGAGGCAAUUGCUCCUGGCUUCUGAAAAUCCUCAGCAAUUCAUGGAUUACUUUUCUGAGGAGUUCCGAAAUGAUUUCUUAGAACUACUCAGGAGGCGAUUUGGAACAAAGAGAGUCCACAAUAAUAUUGUGUACAAUGAAUAUAUUAGUCAUCGAGAGCACAUCCACAUGAAUGCCACGCAGUGGGAGACACUGACUGAUUUUACUAAAUGGCUGGGGAGAGAAGGUCUUUGCAAGGUUGAUGAGACCCCAAAAGGCUGGUAUAUUCAGUAUAUUGAUAGGGACCCAGAGACGAUACGCAGGCAACAAGAACAAGAGAGGAAGAAGAAACAAGAUCUUGAUGAUGAAGAAAAAACUGCUAAAUUCAUCGAACAACAAGUUAGAAGAGGUUUGGAGGGGAAAGAACUGGAAAAGCCAGUCUAUACUGAACUGAACAGAGAAAAUGAAGAAGAAAAAGUUACAUUUAAUUUAAACAAAGGAGCAAGUACUUCAAUAGCAGCAUCUUCUAAAACAAGCAGUGUCCUUGGACCGAAUGCACUGAAGAUGGUGGAAGGGUCAGUUAAAAGAAAAGAAUCAGCUCAUAGCUCUGGUCAGUCCAAAGAGAAAAAGAAGAAGUCUGCACUGGAUGAGAUUAUGGAGCUUGAAGAGGAGAAGAAAAGAACAUCUCGAAGAGACUACUGGUUGCAGCCUGAAAUCAUUGUGAAAAUUGUAACAAAAAAGCUUGGAGAGAAAUACCACAAGAAGAAGGCAGUUGUUAAGGAAGUGAUUGACAAAUACACAGCAGUUGUGAAGAUGAUUGAUUCUGGAGACAAACUGAAGCUUGAUCAGACACAUCUGGAAACUGUAAUACCCGCACCAGGCAAGAAAGUGAUGGUGUUAAAUGGUGGUUACAGGGGGAAUGAAGGCAUCUUGGAAUCUAUCAAUGAAAAGAGGUUUUCAGCGACAAUAAUCAUCGACUCUGGACCUUUAAAAGGACGACGGGUUGAAGAUAUCCAGUACGAAGACAUUUCCAAACUCGCCUGAGGCGCUAAUUGUGGAUCAGAGAAGAGUUUGGUUCCCAAAAACAUCUUUCUGGCAUCUUGCAGGCAGACACAAGACUCUACCAUGUCAGGGUUUUAAUUGUGUGUGUGUAUGUAUUUAUAAUGUAUAUAGAAAUUAACCACAAGCAAACUGGAUUUAUUUAAAGAUCACUAUACAGAACGUGUUUGUGGAAAUCUUAUCAUUGGAAAUAUUUCAUCUGAUUCUAUAUCAAAGUUACAAUAUUUGGUUCAAUUUUCUUUUGUAAAAUAUAGCAGAUAUCUGCAAGAUGGAGUAUUUUAUUUGCUGAAGUAUGUUAGCAGUUCUGUAAGAGAGGGAAUUACCUACCAAUAGCCGCUUGAGGCAGGCAGCGUGUGUGUCAGUGCCAGUGGAGCCUGAACAACACUUCUCCAUCUGCAGCUAAAACUGAGUGCUGGCUGCAGGAACAAGGGGAUGGGAUUAAGAGAAUAGCAGGAAGGUAACCGUGCUGCAAGGGAUUAUUUUCCUGGAUGUUGUUAGAAUGGGCUGGUUUAUUACAUGCUGUCACCAACUCAUUGUUGGUUAGCACAUCGGAGAUUCUGGAAUCCAGGUCGUCACUCCUCCAUCAUCUUGUUCGUCAGAAUUCCUAAUAAUGCUAAUAUGCAAUUUAUCUUCAGAUGGGUGAUACUCGUGGGGUUUCUGAGGUGCCAGCCAGUGUGUCUGCAGAUACAAAUUGGUGAUCACAGUUUUGGUUUUCCAGAGCCUUUUCCUUUGUUCAUGCUUCCAUUGUUGCUCUGCUACACGAGCAACCUUCCUCGUGCUGAAUUAUGUAACAUUAUUUUUUUAUUUUUUAAAAAAUGUCACAUUUUGUACAACGCUUAAUUUCUGAGGCAGUUCAGGAAUAAACAUAAACCUUUCUUAGGUCAGUGUAUUUCUUAUCAGCCCUUUUAAACGCGUGAGGUGUCUGUUGGUUACAUCUACUGCAGAGCACAGUGAGGUGCCCAGCUGGUGCACUGCCUUAGUUGUGUUAAAAAAAAAAAAAAAAAAGCUAAAU